This is a messenger RNA of Aspergillus pseudoviridinutans, 183 nucleotides long. Its product is annotated as putative TOM core complex subunit Tom6. Gene Ontology annotation, cellular component: mitochondrial outer membrane translocase complex. Gene Ontology annotation, biological process: protein import into mitochondrial matrix. The record is from RefSeq and is a predicted model, not a curated record. Lineage: Eukaryota; Fungi; Ascomycota; Eurotiomycetes; Eurotiales; Aspergillaceae. Bases 1 to 183 code for a protein of 60 amino acids. The transcript is spliced from 2 exons.
AUGGCUCCCAACCAGCGUGUCGUUGCUGCCAGCUCCGGUCGCCCCCAGAAGGGCUUCCUCGGAGCUGCAUAUGAAGAGCUGACCGCGCCUGAGAAUGCCACCAUCGUCAGAAGCCUUCUGGUCUUUGGUGCCGGCGUUGCGUUCCUUCACAGCAGCCUCAGCGAGUUCCUCCUCCCUCCGUAA